GAUCAGAGAUGUGAAGGAGCAGAGAAGUGAAGGAGCAGAGGAGUGAAGGAGUGAAAGAGCAUACGAUGCUUUCUAAAAAGAGAUUUCUGUCUUCAUCCACCUCCUCAGAUUAACCUUUGCUAGUUUCAGACCAGAUUAGUCGGAGAUGUGGAGAGUUCAGGAGUCUAAUCUGAGUUUGUGUUGAUGUUUGGAGGAUUAUAGAAGAUGGACGAAGACGAUGGAGGAUUAUAGAAGACGGACGAAGACGAGCUGCUCAGGAUUCAUCUUCGUUGUCUUCUCGGUCAGCCAGGUGUUUGUCUCGUCCAUGUGGGGUUACUACUUCCUGGGUUCCACCAUGUGUGCACUGGAGGCUGCCAUGGGGUCAAUAGCAGGUCUGGUGACUUCCUGGUCGUUGGCCGUCCUGUCUUUUGAACGAUACCUGGUCAUCUGUAAACCAUUCGGAUCCUUUAGGUUUGGCAGUAAUCAUGCUGUGGCUGCUGUCACCUUCACCUGGUUCAUGGGGAUCAGCUGUUCCGUCCCACCUUUCUUCGGGUGGAGCAGGUACAUCCCUGAGGGUCUGGGCUGCUCCUGUGGUCCUGACUGGUACACGCACAACGAGGACUUUCACUGCAGCAGCUACGUAAUCUUCCUGAUGGUGACCUGCUUCAUCGUUCCGCUCUCCAUCAUUGUCUUCUCCUACUCCCAAUUACUGAGCUCCCUUAGAGCUGUCGCCGCCCAGCAGACGGAGUCUGUCUCCACCCAGAAGGCAGAGAAGGAAGUAUCCAGGAUGAUCAUCAUGAUGGUGUGUUCCUUCCUCUCCUGUUACGGUCCCUACGCUCUCGCUGCUCUUUACUUCGCCUACUCUUCAGAUAAAAGCAAAGAUUAUCGCUUCGUCACCAUCCCAGCGUUUUUCUCCAAGAGCUCUUGUGUCUACAACCCAUUAAUCUACGCCUUCAUGAACAAACAGUUUAACUCCUGCAUCAUGGAAACAGUGUUUGGAAAGAAAAUGGACGAAUCAUCUGAAGUCUCUUCAAAGACAGAAGUUUCUUCAGUUUCCACAGUUAAUUAAAAUUUAGAACAAAAUCAAACUGACAGGAGGAAAAAUUCUUCACACAAGUCCGACUUUGUUAAAUACAAAAACAGCAGCUGAUGUUUAUUUUAAUGUAGAACAAGUUUUUAGAUGAAUGCAAAAACAAAGUUUAAUAAAAAAAUAUUCCAAUG
Messenger RNA from Scophthalmus maximus (turbot), 1200 nucleotides. RefSeq names its product putative violet-sensitive opsin. The transcript has 6 exons. The coding region runs from base 218 to 1048 and encodes 276 amino acids. Gene Ontology annotation, biological process: G protein-coupled receptor signaling pathway; visual perception; phototransduction. Lineage: Eukaryota; Metazoa; Chordata; Actinopteri; Pleuronectiformes; Scophthalmidae. The record is from RefSeq and is a predicted model, not a curated record. Gene Ontology annotation, cellular component: photoreceptor outer segment; membrane. Gene Ontology annotation, molecular function: G protein-coupled receptor activity.